CACCCAGUUUUCAGUAGAGUGCUGCACGCGAGCAGGAACCAGGGGUUUGUGAAGCAGUCUGAUGAUCAGUUAUGAACUCCAUAGUGGAUGACUGGAGCUGUUACUUACUGCAAUGAAGCGGAAGCAGUCCCGAGAAGCCGUUGCCGAGCUCGAUCCGCCGCCGCCUUCACAGUUACAGCUCAAUUUCGCCGUGAAGAGGAACCUACGAUCGAAGCUUCCUCGUAGAUGCCGUUCUAAGUUCUCUCCGAUUCUCCGCUCUGCUAUGCUCUCGACUGAUGCCUCAUUCGCGUCCGGCAGAUCUUCAGUGCGUCGCUCGGAAGUUAAGACUAGAUCCGGCGAAACUGGGAAGAAGGACGUUCAAUUGGAGUUCUCCGAGUCCUCGUGCGUGGAGUCGAAUUCUGGAGCUUGUAGAGGUUACGGCGAAUUGAAGUUGAAGUUCAAACUGAAGAAGCCUGAAAAUGCGAACGGAAUUGAGGAUUCCGACGCGGCUGUACGAUCGGAGGUUUUCAGCAUUGAGAGAUUUUCACUACCUGUCAAAGCUAGGAGGUCCGAGAGUCAGAACGAGAGCGUAACAGGAAUGGCAAAGGAAAUCGACGAGAGCGAGAUUUCGAGUCAGACGAAAUUUUCCGGCGAAGUAUCCAAUAUCACGGCGGAGAAAGUGAAACGAAGUGAGGAUGCGUUUGAUUUCAUUGAAAACGAUGUCGUUUCGCUCAGUUCUGCUUUAGAAUCCGCUGCUGAAUCGAAAUUUGCAGAGAGCAGAGCAUUUGGUGACGAGGUGUCUAAGCCGGAAUGUGGUGCGUGGGUCAUACAGAAGCCUCUUGCAACCGACUUUGAUCUGGAAUGCUCGGAGCAGUUAUUUCACGGAGAUGAGGUUUUCGAUGAUUACUCCUCUGCGUACUCUGAGCUUCAGACGGAUAUUCUCCUGGAGAAUUCCCAAUUGGAGCUCUCCGAUUAUAGUCCGUCAAUUUGGUGCGACUCAGGCAGCCAAUUCUCUGAGCAAUAUAGCAGCGAGGAUUGUCCUUCACGUACUUUCCAGUUGUUCCGUCAGUUCAGCGAAGAGUUCCACUGGUCAACCAAUGCUCUGGAAGACUCGGCAUACCUUGGAGAUGACACCAUUUGCGGAGAUAUCACUUUGGGAUUGGGAGAAGAGGAUGAAGAGAGCUACAGGAUGCUUAGAAGCAGAGAGAGAAGGCAAGUGUAUUUAAGAGACUACACCAAGGAGUACUGCUCGGACACAUGCUAUGGCGAGCUGGUCAUUCAGCAGCGGCUGAAGAUGGUCCAUUGGAUUGUCCAGCAAGCUGCAAAGAAUGAACUUCAAAAGGAGACAAUGUUCUUAGGAGUUAACCUCUUCGACCGGUUUCUAACAAAAGGAUACUUCAGAGAUGAGAAGAAACUUCAAAUAGCUGGCAUUGCUUGCCUAACUCUUGCCACCAGAAUAGAAGAAAACCAGCCUUUGAACUGUAUUCGCAGUGAGAAAUUUGAGGUAGGAACCAAGGUAUACAGCAGAACCGAAGUGGUGGCUAUGGAGUGGGUAGUGCAAGAGGUUCUUAGCUUCCAGUGCUUCCUCCCCACCAUUUACAACUUCUUAUGGUUCUACCUGAAAGCUGCUAGAGCUAGUGAAACGGUGGAAAACACAGUGAAGUAUCUGGCACUAGUGACACUACUUGGCUGUGAGCAGUUGAGUUACUGGCCGUCAACCGUAGCUGCAGUGCUGGUUAUCCUCACACUAUCUUCCAUGGGUCAGCAUGUCUCCUGUGACCUUAUCAGACAGUCUCAUUCCAGAACCGAUGAUCGUGAUCUACCCAAAUGCAUGAAGAGCUUGAAAUGCUUGCUGGGGUACAAAAAAAUCCAACGCGGAUAAGCAUCCCAAGGGUUCAACGCCUCCCAUUCAUUCCACCCGGAUUUCUCCUCAAUACCAUUUCAGAAGGUCUCAACAACUGGUUGGCCUUAGCAUUCUUGUUUUUUGCAAGUGUAACUAUGUAUGACGACAGACAACAUAGAAGGAAAUAUAAUAUAGUCUUCACAAGGAA
Messenger RNA from Cuscuta campestris, 2030 nucleotides. Lineage: Eukaryota; Viridiplantae; Streptophyta; Magnoliopsida; Solanales; Convolvulaceae. The record is from the annotation of a GenBank genome assembly.